AAAUAGACAUCAGCUGAUUAACCAACCAAAACAACAACACAACAAAAUAAUGGGGGCUUUUAAUUUUUUUAUUUAAGUAAUAUUCUUACUAUUUUCCUAAUAUUGUAACUAUAAAAUAUAAACCUUUAUGAGAUCAUUAUAUAAAUAACAAAGACAAGUUUUUAAUAGAAACCUCAUUCAAAAACCAGUCUGAUGAGCUCAAACUCUGAUAAUUUAUUAGAAUUUAGGGAGCUAAUAUUAAAUAGCAAAAAGCCCCUUCUAAUAAAAAAUCUUGUACAAUGCGAACUCACAUCUUGGACUUUAGAACAAUGGACUGAUUUAUUGAAGAAUGAUAACCUACAAUUCAGAUGCGGGACAAAUGCCCACACAAAGGAACCCCAAUGGGAAUCAUUGUGUCAAAUAAGAACUGGCAAAUUUCAAGAUUUUUUAAAUGAAACAAAGUCUAAUGAAAAUGAUUGGUGGUAUUUUGAUUACAAAUAUCUAUGUGAAUGGUUUACUAAUAAAGAAGCUUUUAAAGAGAAAAUAAACUGGUCUUCUUUGGGAUUUCCAGAAAUAACUGCAAAUGAGUCAACUAUUUGGAUAGGUUCAAAAGGAGCUCACACUCCAUGCCAUGUAGAUACAUAUGGAUGCAAUAUGGUAAUGCAGCUUUAUGGAAGGAAAAUGUGGCUUUUAUUUUCACCAGAGCAAAAUUUAAAACAGACCAGGAUUCCUUUUGAGGAAAGUAGCAUAUAUUCACAACUAAAUUUUUUUAGUCCAGAUAUAGAGAACUUUAAAGAUAUUACUAAUUGCCAUAAACUAAUUCUAAAUCCAGGCGAUAUUUUGAUUGUCCCACAUAAAUGGUGGCAUUAUGUAGAAAAUUUAGAGAUGGCAAUAAGUAUUAAUGCCUGGCUGCCUUUACCCCAAGACGACUAUGAAAGAGUGAAAGAAUCAAUUGCUACAAUUUUGGUCAGGAAUACUAUACAUGGAGAGAGGACAUUACAGAGUUUGGUUUUAAACCCUAACAUGGCUAAUGAUAUGAUUACUUGUGAUGAAGCAUUAAACAUUAUAAAAAGUUAUAAAGACAAAUUGAGGGAAGACCUGGCAAAAAAAUCUAGCUGCGGUGGUAGUUUGGAAAUUAUUUUAAGCAAACACAAGAAUAUUUCAAAAGUUCCAACAUUAAGUGAUAUGGAAUUCAAACAAUUUUUAACAAGCCAAUCUGAGAGGUUUAAGCAAGCAGAGGAAACAAAAGCUUUAAAAAACUUGACACAUCACCAAAAUAUGCUGGAUUUUUUAGAAGUUGUUACAGAUAAUAAAGUGUUAGACCUAAUAGCUAAAAAGUUAAUUCAGAAAUGAUAAAACUUGUAAAUAAAACAAAUAUAUUUUAUUAUAAAA
Messenger RNA from Anthonomus grandis grandis, 1371 nucleotides. RefSeq names its product HSPB1-associated protein 1 (gene HSPBAP1). NCBI's taxonomy places the organism in Eukaryota, Metazoa, Arthropoda, Insecta, Coleoptera, Curculionidae. The transcript is spliced from 7 exons. The record is from RefSeq and is a predicted model, not a curated record. Gene Ontology annotation, molecular function: 2-oxoglutarate-dependent dioxygenase activity. The coding region runs from base 193 to 1332 and encodes 379 amino acids.